AUGGAGCCAGACAAGACGAUGUUGAUAACAGCUCUCUUUGAAAUUCUUGGGUACCACCCGGGGCCACGUAAAGAGGACUUAGAGAAAGACCUCCAAAAAUUCCUCCUGAACUACCAGGCCUCAGGCAAUCCAAUUCCUUGGACUCAAGACCUAUCGACUGAAGCCGUGGAUUGUGCCUCGUCAUUCCUACAUGAAGGACAACGCGCCGAGAAGUAUUGGCCGGCAACUUUCAGAAAUGUUGUUUCUUGGCCAACUGAUCGCAAGUGGUGA
Messenger RNA from Mollisia scopiformis, 270 nucleotides. RefSeq lists its product as uncharacterized. The transcript has 2 exons. Lineage: Eukaryota; Fungi; Ascomycota; Leotiomycetes; Helotiales; Mollisiaceae. The record is from RefSeq and is a predicted model, not a curated record. Bases 1 to 270 code for a protein of 89 amino acids.